AUGGCUCCCCUCACGCUCGGCUACAACGACAAGCAUCCUUUCACCCAAGUCCCCAUCACAGAUCGCUCAUCUGUUCAGGAGCUCCUCCGAACGCUUCUUGAUCCCCUCGAGCCCUUCUUCUCUCCGCAAAAAGCCCUCGUCAAGUGCCCCGGAGCCACGGCCGUCAGAUUCGAUCAGAGAGCGUCUGAAGUAGAAGGCUUUUUCCGACCGCUAUGGGGCCUGGCGUGUCUGCUGGCCGGAGGCGGCGAGUAUCGCCUCACGGAGUGGUGGAUUCAGGGCAUUAGGGCAGGGACUGACCCCGAGAGCCCAGAGUACUGGGGCUUUCCGCGUGACAAUGACCAAAGAAUGGUCGAGAUGUGCCCUUUUGGAUUCGCGCUGGCCGUCGCACCGAAUCUGUGGAAAGGUCUCUCAGAAAAGGAGCGAGCCAAUGUUGAGAACUGGCUGGGAAAUUCUAUCAAUGAGAAGAACAUGCCCAACACGAAUUGGCUCUGGUUCCGUGUCUUUGCCAACCUUGGUCUCAAGCAGAACGGAGCCAAAUACUCGGAAGAACGCCUAGAAAGCGAUAUUAAGCACCUCGAUACCUUCUAUCGAGGAGAUGGCUGGUCCAACGAUGGUCCUGAGGGCAUUCAUCAAAUGGACUACUACUCCUCCAGCUUCGCCAUCCAUUUCCUUCAGCUCCUCUACGCCAAACUCGCCGGCGAGUCGGACCCUUCUCGCGCAAAAGAGUUCAAGCACCGCGCCAAGAUCGCCGCUCUCGACCUCGCCCACUACUACGAUGUCGAAGGCCGGGCCAUCACUUUUGGCCGCAGCUUGGUCUACCGCUUUGCCAUGGUCUCCUUCUGGGGCGCCAUGGCUUACGCCAAUGUCGACCUCCCGGCGCCCCUGACGUGGGGCAUGGUCAAGGGCAUCGUGCUGCGUAAUCUGCGGUGGUGGCAGACGAAGAACGACAUCUGGACGUCGAGUGGGACGCUGUCGCUCGGGUUUGCGUACCCGAGCAUCUACCUUGGCGGACAUUGCAUGCUUCUAUCUUCGGGCCAAGCCUGUGGCUAUCCAAUGAAGGCCACGCAUGCCAAAUACGGAUGCUUCGCGUACAGCAGCGCCUUUGGAUACUCGGUGCCAUCCGGGCUUUUCUCCUUGGAGCAAUAUGCGCUGGCAUCACAGCUGGGGCUUUCAGACGACGGUGGCGAAUAUUGGAAGACGCGGAGGCUGUCAGAGUACGCCGCUAUCGAAGAGCGAGACGGCCAGCCCAUCCUCGUUUCAGUAUGGAAGCCGUUCUCCGAUGUCAAGGUCAGGACGCUGUUAGUGCCUCCAGCUGAGGAAACCCCGAACUGGCAUCUGCGGAUCCAUCACAUCCAAGCCGGCCGAGAGGUCAUGACGGCGGAUGGCUCGUUUGCCAUCCUCAACGUCAACUCGGAAAACGGCAGAUAUCUGGACCUGUACGACGCAUCCAAGGGCGAAGGCACCAGCCCCAGGAUCAUCGGCAACUACGAUCUCAACACUCCGGCGGGCUGGGAUACGGGCGUCAACGGGGCCUUUGCCGCGGCGCUGAACCGCGGAGCCGUGGGCAUCAAGGCGCUCGAGGAGGGCGGACGGCAGGCCAUGCUGGUCAACGCCGAUCCCAACACGAACCUCAUGGACAGUCGGACGACAAUACCGACGUUGCAGCACACGAUCCCGCAGGGCCAAGGGGUGUGGUACGUUUCUGCAGUCUACGCCAGGCCGGCGGGUGACGGCGUGCCCAAGGAGAGCUAUCUCGAUGGAUGGAACAAGCCGCCGGCGAUCCCAGCGUGGCUAGCUUUGGAGAUGGCAGCAGCGUAG
This is a messenger RNA of Trichoderma gamsii, 1818 nucleotides long. RefSeq lists its product as hypothetical. Bases 1 to 1818 code for a protein of 605 amino acids. The transcript has 5 exons. NCBI's taxonomy places the organism in Eukaryota, Fungi, Ascomycota, Sordariomycetes, Hypocreales, Hypocreaceae. The record is from RefSeq and is a predicted model, not a curated record.